AUGGCAGGUGUGGACUCUGCUAUGGAUCAGUGUGAGGACAGAGAGGAGGGAGUCCAUCCCUCUAAAACCACUCUGGGUGGGGAACAUGACAGACAGACCAAAGCUCAGAGGUGGACAAAACAGAAGAAAAAAGACUCCCCUGCCCCCAGCUAUGUGUCCAUGAAGAGUGAUUGGUCAAGGGGUCGACCUAUUGACUUCAAACAUGAACAGCUGCAGUCUGAUGAUCCAGGGAACCCUCUACAGAGACCAGAUUCCUCUGGAAUCAGCUGUGUUUCCAUGAAGAGUGACUGGUCAAGGGGUCGACCUAUUGACUUCAAACAAAAACAGCAGUCUGAUGAUCCAGGGAACCCACUACAGAGACCAGAUCCCUCUGGAAUCAGCUGUGUGUCCAUAAAGAGUGACUGGUCAAGGGGUCGACCUAUUGACUUCAAUAAUCAAGGAUUUCAGCCGCAGAGCCCAGAGGUUUCCAGUGGUCAGUCCACCCAGCAGCAUCCAACUGACCAGGACUCCAUAUUCACGCUGCUUGAGGAAAACAUAGUCAGUUUUGUGAAGAACGAGCUGAAGAAGAUCCAGAGAGUCCUGAGUGCAGAUUACCCAGAAUGCUUAGAGAGUCAGAUGGAGGAUGAGGAGAUGUUGGACGGUGAGGAUGAAGAGCAGAGGAGGAGCAGCAGAGAAGCAUUUCUGAAGAUCACACUGAACUUCCUGAGGAGAAUGAAGCAGGAGGAGCUGGCUAAUCGUCUACAGAGCAGAAUCGUAGCCCCAGUGUGCCGUGAACUAAAGUCUAACCUUCGGAAGAAGUUCCAGCAUGUGUUUGAGGGGAUCACUAAAGUAGGAAACAAGACCCUUCUUAAUCAGAUCUACACAGAGCUCUACAUCACAGAGGGAGGGACUGCAGAAGACAAUGGUGAACAUGAGGUCAGACAGAUUGAAACAGCAUCCAGGAGACCAGACAGACCAGAAACAACAAUCAGGCAAGACGACAUCUUUAAAGCCUCACCUGGAAGAGAUGAACCAAUAAGAACAGUGCUGACAAAGGGAGUGGCUGGCAUUGGGAAAACAGUCUUAACACAGAAGUUCACUCUGGACUGGGCUGAAGACAAAACCAACCAGGACAUCCACUUCACAUUUCCAUUCACUUUCAGAGAGCUGAAUGUGCUGAAAGAGAAAACGUUCAGCUUGGUGGAACUUGUUCAUCACUUCUUUACUGAAACCAAAGAAGCAGGAAUCUGCAGGUUUGAAGAGUUCCACAUUGUGUUGAUCUUUGACGGUCUGGAUGAGUGUCGACUUCCUCUGGACUUCCACAACACUGAGAUUCUGACUGAUGUCACAGAGUCCACCUCAGUGGAUGUGCUGCUGACAAACCUCAUCAGGGGGAAACUGCUUCCCUCUGCUCGCCUCUGGAUAACCACACGACCUGCAGCAGCCAAUCAGAUCCCUGCUGACUGUGUUGACAUGGUGACGGAGGUCAGAGGGUUCACUGACCCACAGAAGGAGGAGUACUUCAGGAAGAAAUUCACAGAUGAGGAGCAGGCCGGCAGAAUCAUCUCCCACAUCAAGACAUCAAGAAGCCUCCACAUCAUGUGCCACAUCCCAGUCUUCUGCUGGAUCUCUGCUACAGUUCUGGAGAAGCUGACGGAAACCAGAGAGAGAGGAGAGCUGCCCAAGACCCUGACUGAGAUGUACAUCCACUUCCUGGUGGUUCAGUCCAAACUGAAGAACAUCAAGUAUGAUGGAGGAGCUGAGACAGAUCCACACUGGAGUCCAGAGAACAGGAAGAUGACCGAGUCUCUGGGAAAACUGGCUUUUGAUCAGCUGCAGAAAGGAAACCUGAUCUUUUAUGACUCAGACCUGACAGAGUGUGGUAUUGAUAUCAGAGCAGCCUCAGUGUACUCAGGAGUGUUCACACAGGUCUUUAGAGAGGAGAGUGGACUGUACCAGGACAGGGUGUUCUGCUUCGUCCAUCUGAGUGUGCAGGAGUUUCUGGCUGCUCUUCAUGUCCAUCUGACCUUCAUCGACUCCGGAGUUAAUCUGAUGGCAGAAGAACAAUCAACCUCCCGACUGUCCAAAGUGUUCAAAGACAAACCUAAACUGAAACAUCUCUACCAGAGUGCUGUGGACAAGGCCUUACAGAGUCCAAAUGGACAUCUGGACUUGUUCCUCCGCUUCCUCCUGGGUCUUUCUCUGAAGACCAAUCAGAACCUCCUACGAGGUCUGCUGACACAGACAGGAAGUAGCUCACAGACCAAUCAGAAAACAACCAAGUACAUCAAGGAGAAGAUCAGUGAGGAUCUCUCAGCAGAGAAAAACAUCAACCUGUUCCACUGUCUAAAUGAACUGAAUGAUCGUUUUCUAGUGGAGGAGAUCCAACAGUCCCUAAGAUCAGGAAAUCUCUCCACAGAUAAAUUGUCUCCUGCUCAGUGGUCAGCUCUGGUCUUCAUCUUACUGUCAUCACAAACAGAUCUGGACGAGUUUGACCUGAAGAAAUACUCUGCUUCAGAGGAGGCUCUUCUGAGGCUGCUACCAGUGGUCAAAGCCUCCAACAAAGCUCUACUCAGUGGCUGUAAGCUCUCAGAGAGAAGUUGUGAAGCUCUGUCCUCAGUCCUCAGCUCCCAGUCCUCUAGUCUGAGAGACCUGGACCUGAGCAACAACAACCUGCAGGAUUCGGGGUUGAAAAUGCUUUCUGCGGGACUGGCAUGUCCUCACUGUACACUGAAAACUCUCAGGCUGGGUGUGUGUAAACUUUCAAGGCGGAGCUGUGAAGCUCUGUCCUCAGUCCUCAGCUCCAAGUCCUCUAGUUUGAGAGACCUGGACCUGAGUAAUAACGACCUGCAGGAUUCAGGAGUGAAGCAGCUGUCUGUUGGACUUGGGAGUGCUCACUGUACACUGGUCAGUCUCAGUCUCUCAGGUUGUCUGAUCACAGAGAAAGGCUGUUCUUCUCUGGCCUCAGCUCUGAGCUCCAACACCUCCCAUCUGAGAGAGCUGGACCUGAGUUACAAUCAUCCAGGAGACUCAGGAGUGAAGCUGCUGAAGGAUCCAUGCUGCAGACUGGACACUCUCAGGGUUGAUCAUGUUGGACAGCAGUGGUUAAAACCUGGUCUGAGGAAGUAUGCCUGUGAACUCAAAGUGGACAUAAACACAGUACACAAAAAGCUCAAACUGUCUGAAAACAACAGGAAGGUGACUCUGGUGGGAGAGAAAGAGAAGCCUUAUCCUAAACAUGCAGACAGAUUCGACAGUUGCUAUCAGCUGCUGUUUAGAGAUGGUCUGACAGGUCGCUGUUACUGGGAGGUUGAGUGGAGAGGAGAUGUCGAUGUAGCCGUGGCUUACAGAGGAAUCAGCAGGAGAGGAGACAGUGCUGCAUGCAGGUUUGGAAAAAAUGAUCAGUCCUGGAGUUUAAACUGCGCUGAUGGUCAUUACUCUGUCUGGCACAACAAAAAAGAAACAGUCCUCCCACUCUCCUCAACUGGUACAGUAGCAGUGUAUGUGGACUGUCCUGCUGGCACUCUGUCCUUCUACAGAGUCUCCUCUGACACACUGAUCCACCUCCACACCUUCAACACCACAUUCACUGAACCUCUUUAUCCUGGGUUUGGCUUGGGGUUUGGCUUGGGGUUUGGAGUGGAGUCUUUAAUGUUGUCCCUGGACUCCUCAGUGUCUCUGUGUUCAUUGUGGGAGGGAGAGUUGAAGAGAAGAGAGUGA
This is a messenger RNA of Centropristis striata (black sea bass), 3699 nucleotides long. Its product is annotated as NLR family CARD domain-containing protein 3-like. The record is from RefSeq and is a predicted model, not a curated record. Lineage: Eukaryota; Metazoa; Chordata; Actinopteri; Perciformes; Serranidae. The transcript is spliced from 13 exons. Gene Ontology annotation, molecular function: protein binding. The coding region runs from base 1 to 3699 and encodes 1232 amino acids.